Messenger RNA from Fusarium sp. VM40, 234 nucleotides. NCBI's taxonomy places the organism in Eukaryota, Fungi, Ascomycota, Sordariomycetes, Hypocreales, Nectriaceae. The record is from the annotation of a GenBank genome assembly.
AUGUCUUCGCCGGCUACCAACCAAUCUUACAGCUACGGCCACAGCAACAACUCCAGUGGUUCGACUUACACGGGCGGCCAGGGCACUUCUAGCGGCACCACUCUUAGCCAGUGGGCUAGCACCCCAGACCAAACCGAACGUUUCUAUGCCACGGGUCAAAGGACCAACCGGGGCAUCAUACAAGCAAUCGACAAGACCCUUGCGUUUGAUAGGGCUUUCAGCGGAAGAACUUGA